This is a messenger RNA of Hibiscus syriacus, 735 nucleotides long. Its product is annotated as ribulose-1,5 bisphosphate carboxylase/oxygenase large subunit N-methyltransferase, chloroplastic-like. NCBI's taxonomy places the organism in Eukaryota, Viridiplantae, Streptophyta, Magnoliopsida, Malvales, Malvaceae. Gene Ontology annotation, molecular function: protein-lysine N-methyltransferase activity. The transcript is spliced from 4 exons. Gene Ontology annotation, biological process: peptidyl-lysine monomethylation. Bases 397 to 735 code for a protein of 112 amino acids. The record is from RefSeq and is a predicted model, not a curated record.
AAUCUGCAGCUUUGGUUAUAAUUCUAUGUUUUUAGUUGGAUUUAGAUCUUUGGGGGUUGAUAAAGUGUUGCUUUAAUGGUUCCAGUGCAGGUCAGAAGAGGAGCUAGCUGAGCUUCAAGGUACUCAACUGUUGAGCACAACAAUGGGGGUGAAAGAAUGUCCGGAACGAAUUCUUAAAAGUAGAAGAAGAAAUAAUACUCCCCAACAAGCAGCUAUUUCCCUCCCUAUAACAUUGGAUGACUUCUUCCGGGCAUUUGGUAUUCUCAGAUCAAGGGCAUUUUCCCGUCUUCGUGGUCAAAAUCUUGUUUGAUACCUCUUGCAGACUUGAUCAACCACAGCCCUAGCAUAACUACAGAAGAUUAUGCAUGGGAGAUUAAAGGAGCUGGACAUUUCUCUAUGGAUCUCCUGUUUUCUUUGCGUUCUCCUGUUUCUGUCAAGGCUGGACAGCAGGUUUUGAUUCAGUAUGAUCUAAACAAGAGUAAUGCUGAGUUAGCACUUGAUUAUGGAUUCAUAGAAUCAAGAUCUGAUCGCAAUGCUUACACCUUCAUGUUGGAGAUAUCAGAGUCCAAACCAUUUUUCCGAGACAAGCUCGACAUUGCCGAGACAAAUGGUUUGGGAGAGACUGCCUAUUUUGACAUUGUUUUGGGUCGUCCUCUUCCACCGGCACUGAUUCCAUAUCUACGACUGGUGGCACUUGGGGGAACUAAUGCUUUCCUCUUGGAAUCUAUUGUAUAA